This is a messenger RNA of Nomia melanderi (Alkali bee), 696 nucleotides long. It is a transcript of the gene tap, whose product is annotated as basic helix-loop-helix neural transcription factor TAP. NCBI's taxonomy places the organism in Eukaryota, Metazoa, Arthropoda, Insecta, Hymenoptera, Halictidae. Gene Ontology annotation, molecular function: DNA-binding transcription factor activity, RNA polymerase II-specific; E-box binding; protein dimerization activity. Gene Ontology annotation, biological process: axon development; sensory organ development; positive regulation of transcription by RNA polymerase II. The record is from RefSeq and is a predicted model, not a curated record. Gene Ontology annotation, cellular component: nucleus.
AUGUCCUCGGAGUACUCAUUCUGCAGCGAAGGUGGUUUCGACGAGUUGUCCAGUUCUUCCGACUCAGGAUUCGAUGUCAGCUUCGAAUCGCCAAAACAUGAAAUUCAAGCGGAUACUCUGUUUCCACCGGUGAAAGAGGAAAAGCGGAAGAAGGCGAGGAAUACGCGGUGCAAGAGUCCUACACAGGUGCUCAGGCUGAAAAGGAACCGUCGGAUAAAGGCGAACGAUCGCGAGAGGCACAGGAUGCACACCCUGAACGACGCGUUGGAGCGACUCAGGAUGGCGUUGCCGACCUUCCCGGAAGACACGAAGCUCACGAAAAUUGAGACGCUGCGUUUUGCCCACAACUACAUCUGGGCGCUGUCGCAGACCCUCGGGAACGCGGAAACCGGUGAGAUCACGGUGAAUGUGGGCAACGUGACAGUCAGCAUCAGCGAGAACGGGAACAUGAUCACAUCGUCCACAGGAAGCUGUGCUGUAGCCGCGCAAAAGCGGCUCGGACCGUCGCACACCGCGUUCCCCUAUCCUCAAGAGAGAUUCGUACCCGAGUGGCAGGAGUACGACUGCUACAGCGAUCAAAGUGUCAGUCCGCCGAUGCAGUAUCAGCCCUGUUACGAUCAGAGGAUGUACCACACGCAGCACCAGCUGCCUCCGCCCCAUCACAUGCCCCACAACGCCAUGUACCAGUGUCUUUAG